AUGAAUGCUUCCAUGUUUUAUGGGAAGCGCGUACGUGCGCAGCUUCACGUCAGACCCCCCCCAGAUGACAGUGAUGAUAGUUGUCUCUGUGACAGUGCAGGCAGCGAUGAGGAAUAUUUACCCAAGCCAGGUUAUGAUGAGAGCAGCAGUGAGAGUGACAUGAGCAGCAGUGAAGAAGAAAAUGUUCCUAAGCCAGAUGGUGAUGGGAGCAGCAGUGAGGAGGAGGUUGUCACCACCAGUGGCCAAGCAGCAAGACAGAAGCAAAAGAGACCAAACAAAGAAAAAAUGGCGUGGAAGACUGUGAAACAGACUCAGAGCUCUGCAAAAAAUGUGCCCAUGUGGCUCCCAGACAAUGACUCAAUCAGACUGCCUAUUGAAUAUUUCAGACAGUUUUUUGAUACUGAACUCUUAACUCUAAUUGUGAAUCAGAGCAAUCUGUACAGCACACAAGAAAAUCCAAACCAUGCCUUGAAAUUAGACCAGAAGGAAUUGGAGCAGUUUAUUGGAACUGUUUUAUACAUGAGUGUUAUCCGCUUGCCUCGCUCUAGAAUCUACUGGUCUAAUGCAUGUCGUGUCGACCAGGUGGCCGAUGUGAUGCCCCGUGACAGGUGGGAAGAAAUUAAGCAUUGCAUUAAUUUCAGUGACAACACGACACCCAACAACAGUGACAGGCUGUUCAAGAUUAGGCCAUUAAUUGAUUCCCUGCUCCCCAAAUUCCAAGCUCUGCCUCAAGAACAGAUGAUGUCAAUUGACGAACAAAUGGUGCCAUUCAAAGGCAGAUCUGUUCUAAAACAGUACAUCCCGAAAAAGCCAUACAAAUGGGGCUACAAAAUCUUUGUUUUGUGUGACACAAAAGGCCUGGUACACUCAUUUGAUGUUUAUGCAGGGAAAUCUGAUCCUCCACCGGGUUCACAAGACAUUGGGGCAAGCGGGAAUGUUGUGCUAAAACUUGCACAAGUUAUUGAAGGCUCUGUCAACCACCUGCUGUACUUUGAUAACUGGUUUUCCUCGCUCGAUUUGUUUGUAGCUCUUGCAAAGAGAGGGAUACCAGCCCUCGGCACUGUUCGGCAAAAUCGCCUGCGAGACUGCAGUUUCAGCAAAGACGAAACACUCAAAAAGAAGGGAAGAGGGACAUUUGAGGAGCAACAGGCUGUUAUUGACAGUGUGGAGGUUAGGGCUGUCAAAUGGUUUGACAACAGAGGGGUGAUUGUUGCCAGCACCUUUGCAAGUGCCCAGCCUGUGUCCUUCACAGAGAGGUCGGACAGAAAGCAAAAGAGGAAAGUGUCUGUGCAAUGUCCUAGCAUCAUCACCCUCUAUAAUAAGUUCAUGGGUGGUGUUGAUGCACUUGAUGCCCUCAUCGCCUACUACCGCAUCCACAUCAGGUCUAAGAAGUACUACCACCGAUUCUUCUUUCACUUUGUGGACAUGGUGGUUGUCAACUACUGGCUGCUCUAUCGCCGUGAUUGUGACAGUUUGAAUGUUCCACGGAAGAAGCAGAAGGACUUGCUGGCUUUCAGGCUUUCCAUUGCACAGGCCCUAUGCAUGCAAGGCAAAGAUCUGACGGCCAAAAAGAGGGGGCGGCCCUCAUCGGACAUGGAGCGUGAGUUCCAGAAGAAGCAGCGCAGGGGACCAACUAAGGCUAUUCCCACACAAGAUGUCCGUGCUGAUGGAGUGGGUCACUGGCCGCAAAUUUCCUGUCAUAUUUGUGUCUAUUGUGUUGGUGACAAUAACUGGUGGUGGUAAUAUUUAUUGUUGAAUGCCUGCUGUUGGGUGAAUAAAUAAAACAUUGUUUUUUCACUGUUA
Molecule: messenger RNA, 1803 nt
Organism: Archocentrus centrarchus (flier cichlid)
Lineage: Eukaryota; Metazoa; Chordata; Actinopteri; Cichliformes; Cichlidae
Product: piggyBac transposable element-derived protein 3-like
Exons: 2
Coding region: 1-1743 (580 amino acids)
Source: RefSeq, a predicted model, not a curated record